Molecule: messenger RNA, 2418 nt
Organism: Carassius gibelio (silver crucian carp)
Lineage: Eukaryota; Metazoa; Chordata; Actinopteri; Cypriniformes; Cyprinidae
Gene: styxl1
Product: serine/threonine/tyrosine interacting-like 1
Exons: 8
Coding region: 234-1121 (295 amino acids)
Biological process (GO): protein dephosphorylation; positive regulation of intrinsic apoptotic signaling pathway; negative regulation of cytoplasmic stress granule assembly
Cellular component (GO): mitochondrion
Molecular function (GO): protein tyrosine/serine/threonine phosphatase activity; protein phosphatase binding; pseudophosphatase activity
Source: RefSeq, a predicted model, not a curated record
CCAUAGCAGGAGCAUAAACAAUCACCAGUGAGCUGUAGAGUGUGUAAUUUGAGCGUAAGCAAUAUCAAUAAAUCAGUCUAGUUUGGUUUAAGAAACUCUUCGGGGCAGUAAUAUUUCAAAACGCCAAGUAAAAUAAGUAUCGAGUAAAGACGAGCCAACUUGUAAUUUUUAGUCACUUUUUUUUUGAAGAAACAUUACAGACAGCCACAUUUCCUGUGUUCAAGCAGUAACUAAUGGCUGGAAAGGUUCUCUGCGAGGCAUCAAAACUGUACAACAUCCUAAAUCAAUACACUCAUCUACCAAGGCUUGCAGAAAGCAACUAUCUUUGUCUGAUUGAUGCUCGUGCAGCUGAAUCAUAUAACUUCAGCCACAUCAUUAAUGCCAGAAAUGCAAAAUGGGAUUCUGAUGGGAAGUUUAUUAUGCCCUUGGAUGUUGAGGUUGAAAGUAUGAAGCAUAUCAUUGUCUAUGACAGUAGUACACAUUCUCUGUCAGAUUCAGGUCCAGCUAUAGACUGUGCAGACAGCAUAGAAAAAGCGAGCCAAUUUCCAGUUCAGAUUCUUAGUGGAGGCUAUGAGAAGUUCUCUGCACUCUACCCUUUCUUAAGAACGCAAAAGAUUAUUUACACUAUUAAGGAAUUGGAGAGCUUGAAUCCCUAUCCUGUGGAAAUCUUGCCAGGCAAACUUUACAUGGGUGAUUACAGGCAGGCCACAAACCUGCAAAUCCUUAAAGAUCUGAAGAUGAAUGCACUUGUCAAUCUCUCUGAUGAAUGCAGUCUAGUGUUUAAAAAGGCAAACUGCACUGUCUUACACAUCCGAAUUGCAGAUUCUUCAGAUGCAGAUUUGAUUGCUUCAUUUGAGAGAAUAUGCAUUUUUAUUGGUUCACAUCUCAAUACUUCUUGUUCUGUUCUGAUAUUCUCUACUCUUGGAGUAAGCCGAUGCAGUGCUGUAACAAUGGCAUAUCUUAUGCAUCACCUUAAAUACACACUAAAGGAGGCGUGGAAUCAUAUUCAGCAGUGCAAAGCCAACAUGAGGCCAAAUCGCGGAUUCGUACAGCAACUUUCUGACUGGGAACUUCAGACUGUUGGGAAGAAAAUAACAGAUAUAUCUGAACCCAACUACUGACAAUAACAAAAUUUAACAGAAACAUCAUAUUAAAUGACUUUCUACAGUCAGUGAUGAUACUGAAUCAUAGAUUAUUUAAUAUUAAUAUAUUCAUUACAUACCUGUAAACACACUACAGACAAUAUUAGAAUGUACAAAAUAGGGUAACACUUUACAAUAAGGUUCCAUUAGUUAUGUUAGUUAAUGCAUUCACUAGCAUGAACAAACAGUGAAUGAUACAUAUAUAACAGUGUUUAUUAAUCUUUGUUAAUAUUAAUUAAAAAAUCAUUGUUAGUUCAUGUUAAUUCACAGUGCAUUAAGUAAUGUUAAAAAGCACAACUUUUGAUUUUAAUAAUGCAUUAGUAAGUGUUAACAUUAACUAAGAUUAAUAAAUGCUUUAGAAGUAUUGUUCACUGGUUAGUUCAUGUUAAUUAAAGUAGUUAACUAAUGAACCUUAUUGUUAAGUGUUACCCAAAAUAGUUAAAGUUGCAGUAGGUAACUUCUGUAAAAAAUAUAUUUUUUACAUAUUUGUUAAACCUGUCAUUUUGUCCUGACAGUAGAAUAUGAGACAGAUAAUCUGUGAAAAAAUCAAGCUCCUCUGGCUCCUCCCAGUGGUCCUAUUGCCAUUUGCAGUUACAGACCGCUCCCGGUAAGAAAUCAACCAAUCAGAGCUGCGGUCCGUAACUUUGUUUGUGUUCAAAAUGUAGAAAAAUGUAUAUAAUAAGCGACUACACCAUGAAUCCAUUUUCCAAACCGUGUUUUUAGCUUGUCCUGAAUCACUAGGGUGCACCUAUAAUAAGUGUUUAUAUUCGGACUAUUUUAGAUUGCUUCGGGGGUACCGCGGCGGAGUAACCCAGUACCUUUGUGAUUCUUCAUAGACAUAAACAGAGAGAAGUAGUUCCGGCUACGAUGUUCUUCCGCAAGAUGCAAGCAGUUCUGUUUAUUAACCGCUAAAGCGUCAAAAGUUACCUACCGCAGCUUUAAUAUACAGAGUUGAUAUAUGCCACUAAGAGCAGUUUAUGUCAUAAGACCAAUUAUAAGUCUGCAUUUUCUUCAAUUUUGCUAUAUAUGUUGUUUCAACACAUAUAAUAUUUAUAAUAAGAAUGUUGUGAUUUUAUUCAACCUUUUUUCAUUUUUCUGCCAAUAAAAUAUUCCAAUGACCUAAUAAGAAGUUCUGUCUAAAAUGUCAACACUGACCCUGAACUUUGGUUAUAUAAAGUUGGUAUAUUCCCUUUGCCACUCUAUUAGACGGUGGGCCGAGGGGAGAUUUCGUGUUUUCAAACGAUCUGUGGCGAGGGAUAACCCAGUUUUUUAUAUG